Schistosoma turkestanicum is the source of this 1302-nucleotide messenger RNA. Lineage: Eukaryota; Metazoa; Platyhelminthes; Trematoda; Strigeidida; Schistosomatidae. The record is from the annotation of a GenBank genome assembly.
AUGACAGACUCAGCUUACACGACUGUUCAAAUGACACCGGAUAAAAUAGUCCUAUCACAAGAAUCAAAUGAUAACAAUGUGAAUUCUCAUUUAACUAAAACUAAUUCAAACAAUAAUAGUAAUCUUAUUAUCAGUAACAGUAACAGUAAUAUUGAUAAUCAUGACAUUAUCAAUAAUGAUCAUAUUACUCAUGAUAAAAUUAGUAGUAGUACUAUUUCUUUGAAUAAUAAAGAACAAUGGAUUGAAGAAACAUUAUCAAUUAGUAAAAAUACACAACAGUUUAAAUUAACCAAAUUUAAACAAAACAAAAAUGAAGAAAGUGGUAAUCAAUGCGAUCAACAGCAUACAUGUAAUGAAAAUCUUGAAAUUAUUGCAGAACGAAUACGUGAUAAAUGGAAUAAGAAAAUGGAUUUUCUAUUAUCUGUUAUUGGAUUUGCUGUGGAUUUGGCUAAUGUAUGGCGAUUUCCUUAUUUAUGCUAUAAAAAUGGUGGUGAUCCAGUGUUAGUGUUCAGUGUCUACCCAGAAGCACUAUCAACUUUACCUGGUUCAACGUUUCUAUCAGUUUGUUUCUUUCUUAUGUUGCUCACUUUGGGUUUGGACAGCUCAUUUGGAGGUUCGGAAGCUGUUAUCACAGCAUUAAGUGAUGAAUAUCCGAUAAUUGCAAAUCAUCGAGAAUUAUUUGUGCUUGGUUUAUUCACAUUCUACAUUGGAAUUGGUGCUUUAGAAUCAACUCAAGGUGGUAUCUAUUGGUUUCAUUUAUUCGAAAGAACUUGUGUGGAAUAUCCAAUUUUACUGGCUGUAUUAUGUGAAACAGUUUGUAUUGCUUGGAUAUAUGGAGUUGAUCGUUUUCGACAAAAUAUUAAACAAAUGUUAGGCUUUCAACCAGGAAUAUUUUGGAAGAUUUGUUGGAAAUUUAUUGCCCCCAUUUUCAUAUUGUUCAAUAUUACUUAUGGAUUGUCGAAUUAUCAACCACUACAAUUAGGUGAUUAUACUUAUCCAUUAUGGGCAAAUAUAUUGGGUGGUAUUUUUAGUGGUUCAGCUAUUCUAGCGAUACCAAUUGUUGCUAUUAUUCAAAUAUUACAUACUAAAGGAACAUUGAAAGAACGAAUUCAAAAACUUAUUAAACCUGCUGAAUGUAUGGAACUAAAUGAAUAUUUCAUUGAAGAUCAACCUAUCAUAAAUAAAAAGAUACCUAUUAGUUUGUCAGAUACAUUGAAUUCAGUCAAAUCAUCAUCUUCUUUAGUCAAAGUACAAUCAACUCAUUCCAUUCCGAAUUGUUAUAAAGUCGGCAUAGAUCAAUAA